GGUGUAUGAACAUGCUAUGGAAAAAGUAGGAAAUGAAAUCAUAAUGUUUAAAAACUGCUGCGGUCCGUCUGCCAGACCAAGAGCGCAUUGAAAAGGAAAAUGGUUUCUGAAUGAAGUCAUUACAACAAAAUGCCUACACAGAGGUUCUAUUAAAAAACCGAACGGUCAAGAAGGAACGAAGGUGUCGCUGUCGAAUAUUCCAAAGACACAGCGUUGCUUCUUGUAAGGAGGCAAAGGGCUCAGCGCAAAGUACACAGAUAUUGCGUCCAAGAGCCUUUCGUUUUUUUAACGUACGAACAAUGAAGGAAUGAAAGAAGGAUCAUGGAGGCCUAAGGAAAGGUUGCGUAAAGACAGUGGUGAAAGAGGAGUAGGUAAAAGAGAGAGCGAAGGGUGCUGCAGGAAAGCUAGGAGAAGAAGGGAAGAAAGAUACGAGGAUGAAAACAGAUAGAAAUAGAGUACAGAAGACAUACAUCGGGUGUAAACAAAGAAAGUGUUCAGGAAUAAAAAGUGAAGGAGUCAUUACACAGUGUGACUUUAAGAAAGGGGAAAAGUGCUAUUAAUUAUACGCAACGCAAAGGAAGAUGCAAGAGGAGGAGAGAUAGAUGAAAUCUUGAAUGAUGCGAAUUUAAACACACGCAUUUAUGUAAUUAUAUCUACCUAAAGGCAAAUGCAUUCACGAACAGAAUUUGAAUAAAUUCGACUCAAUACACUUAUUGUGUUUAUAUCGCUACGCUGUAUUUUAAUAUUCGCUUGCUGAACACAGAAUAAGUACUUUUAUUCUAUCGGAACACGUGCUCGAAUGUUAUUCCUAUUCAAAAGUUUAAUAGAUCUUUUUUUAUUUUUUGUCAAAGCCCAGAGCAAGCUUUCUUGCAAAGGACUAAUUUGAGAGUACUUAUCAGUCGUAAGUUUUUGUUUGUUAAACUCAAAAGGGAAAGAGCCUAGAAGCACUUGCUGCACUCGCACUGUUUUAUGUAUAGGUUGUUUCCUCUCAUCUAAAUUUAACGCGAGGUAUAAAUAGCCUUUUGCAACAAUGCCAUGUCAUGGGAAACAAACAUUUUGCUGGCAGCGUUUUGUUUUGUCCAUUUUGCAUUAUGCAUUUGGUAAAAUAUCCCCUUGGCAACGCAACGUCUAUGUAUUGGAAAAAUAAAAAGCGCACGCCUAUGGCAACUACAAUUUUCAAAUUACGUUGCCUAGCAACCAUGUGCAGUAGCGACACCUCCCGCCAUAACGAUCUUCUACAAAUAUCAAUAUUUUUGUAUUAUUUAAUUAAACGAAAAACUGGGAAAAGAAAGCAAAGAAAAUAAUGGAAACGACCUCUGGUACAAACUUUUGGUGGUUAAAGACCAAUAAAACGUUAGUCGAAAAAGUAGACGAUGUCAGACCGAAGAUAACCUCAAAUUCCAAACCCACAGAGGAACCUUCAACGGUUUCGAGCUCUUUGAGGGAGUUUCUCGAACGCGAGCGUGCCUUAGAAAGUCCCGACACCGAUAUCGGAAGCAUUAUCGAGGAAAUUAACAAGUUGGCAGCCGAAAGUCCUUUGGGGCCUUACGAGAGAGACAUGGGCGAUCGUAGCUUCGAGGAAAUCAUGAAGGAGGCCGAAAAGAUCUACAUGGAAAGUUCGAAGAGUUUCGAACAGCUCAGCGCGAGAUCGAGAACUUCUGCCAAUCUAUCGGUGAGCUUUGACGAGACACCCAAAUCCACACCGACUCCCAAAAGUGCCAGCCCACUGCCCUUAGAUUUCGAGGGAGACAAUCGCGAACCGGAUGAGUACAGUGACGAUUUCGAAGAAAAGAGCGAAGUAAACACACCUAGCGCUAUACGAAACGUUGUUGAAGCUGUCCAAAGUGAGACUAAUGAAACUGUAGCAGUUGAUGCAAGUGAUAACGAACGAACUUUAUUCGACAAUAAUGAAACUGUUAGAAGACUAGAAGCUCAAAAUCUACAAUUAUUAGAAAGUAUAGACGCCUUGAAAAAGGAGCUGACUGAGAGCAACGUCUCCUUGGGUAGAGCGAGGACAGAUUUCGAACCGAAAAAAGCACCAGAAUUCAAUGGGGAGCUAGAAAAGGCUCUGGAAGAAUUAAAAGACUCGAAGGAAGCAAACACCGCGUUGCAUUUGCAACUUGAUGCCUUAAACAAGACGCAUUUGCAGCUUAAAACCACUUACGAGGAGCUACUUUCGUCAAAUAGCAACUUAGAAAAGCGCAUUACAGAGUCGGAAAGCGUGCUGUCGAGAUGCGCACAGGAAAUCGACGUUCUAAAAGAGCACAGAGAUAAACUCCUGGAAACGGAGACUAACCUUAACAAUUUGCUAGAGAUUGAAAAGAUGCAGGUGAGAAAUUUGAAAGUGCAAAAUGAGAAAGACGCCCGUUGCAUUUUGGACUUGAAUCGACAAGUCAAGGAAAUGGAGAGGAUCAUCGCGCGAAAGCAUCCCGAUUCCGUAUCCGCCUUAAUUGUCGCCGCAAAGAACGACCAAACCGAAGGUAAUCUAUCAGCGAGAAAAGUACUAGAAGAUCGCAUUAAAAACUUGGAAACGGAGGUGGUUAUGCGCGAUCAGCAGUCGUCAAAAGUUUUCUUGGAGGUGCAGGAGAAGUUCACGGAGAUGAAGAAUAAGUACGAAAGUCACAUUGAAGACUUAGAGCUCCACGUGAACGAUUUGAAAGAUCAAAUCAAGCGAAGAGGCGACACUUUCGACGUGUACACUCAGACAAUGUUCGACGACCAGAAACCGGUCAAAGAAACCAAGGAGGUGACCACACAGACGCCGCCGUUCCGCGCGUUGCCCCCCAAGUCAACCAAAAAAACAGAAAAGGGCGACGUCAAGGACGACGCCUACUUUCUGUCAACAAUUCGAGGGCUUCAAGCCGAUUUAGUAAACAAGGAGAAGGUUAUUGUUAAAAUGCAGAAAGAUUUGGACGAAGCGAAGAAGACCAACGCGCGCCUACAGAAGGAACGCGAGGGGAGUUUGAAGAACAUCGCGGAGCGGCGCGAGUUUCGCAGUUACCCCGAAAAGUUGGCUCUGCAGAUGCGAUCGAGGGACGAGGGGGACUUCGAAGAAGAACUGAAAGCACUAAAGCUGGAACGCAACAAAAUGAAAAGCCAACUAUGCCAAAUGGAGGAAGACUACCAAAACUUGAAGCAGAAGCGUUUAUUCGACUUAAGUGCUUUGCAACAAGCGCACGAAGGCGAGCUCAAAACGUACAUGUCCAACAUUUCACCGCUUCGCGAGCAACUCGAGUGUCAGCGCAAGACGAUCGAGGGUCUGCAAGAGCAGCUGUCUCUCUCGAGGGAACAAAUCGCUAUACUCCGACAGGAUCGGGAGGACCUGAUUAAGCGCGUGCAUUUGUUUGGCGCGACCGGUGAAAUAAAUUCCAACCAAAUUGUGGUGGAUAAUCCGUCCAGCAAAAAGGUUACUAUCGUCGAAAGGAAAUGCGAAGAGCACGAAUGUAGAUUACGCAGUAUUAUCCAAGAUGUGAUUCACAAUCAAAUGUCCAACCGCGGAGGAUGCCAACAGUGUCUUCUCAGGCAACAGCAACUUAUUCUCUACAAAACAGAACUAGACCACCUACUUGCUACUGUUCGAAAUUUAGUUUAGAUUUUAAUCUAUCGCCGUUGUUGUGUUUUACAUUUUCAAAUUCUAUUUAAAUCAAUUAUUUAUUUAUGUAACUCAUUUUGUACAACUUUUUUUUGUAGGUAUUAUGUUGUAACCGAUCUUCCAAUAGAAGUACUAUUCUUUUACA
Molecule: messenger RNA, 3737 nt
Organism: Photinus pyralis (common eastern firefly)
Lineage: Eukaryota; Metazoa; Arthropoda; Insecta; Coleoptera; Lampyridae
Product: centrosomal protein of 162 kDa
Exons: 4
Coding region: 1304-3592 (762 amino acids)
Biological process (GO): cilium assembly
Cellular component (GO): centriole; axonemal microtubule; centrosome
Source: RefSeq, a predicted model, not a curated record